GUUCGAGCACGGAACAUAAAAACAAAUAUUUGCUUCAGCUCGUGACCACGACUACGGGAUUAGUUCACGAAACCCAACCAGCUUCCAAUUUAACAGAGCUUGUCUUGUGACCUUGAAUCUUACACACAAGUCGCAAAACCCUGGAACUUGGGAUUCUUACUUGAGAAUUUACUGGGACUUUGGUCCUUUUUUAUUUUUUAUUUUCGCGGAGCUUCCCCCGAUUUCGGAUUUUUCUGCCAUUGAAAAACCCCCCUGGGGUUCCCAUAAAUUGACCGGUUUGCCUGUGGUCCCCCUCCAACUUACGAGGGAAAAAAAAAAGUCAAUUGCUGCUUUGUCACUUGUCUCUAGAGUUUCUAGCAACCUUAAAAGACUUCCCACAUCUCGCCACAUCCCUAUUCCAAGAAUUUCUAACAUACCUUGAACUUGGAUAUAUCCCAUCUAUAUACUUACGCACAUACACACCAUAUACACAGCCACGCAAACAUAGUUGCAAUAAUGUCUGGUCGCUCAGCACUCCGUCUUACCAGGGCUGCAGCCCCCCUCUUUAGCACCGCUCGUGCAUCUGCCCAUAUCUCUAGAUCUCUCCCCGCAGCUCACCGAACUUUCAGCCAGUCAACCGUUCGAUCGCGGAGUGAUGUAGUACGCGAGACCGAAGUUCCAGUUUCCGUCUACUCCCCAGACUCGACGGGCGCUGCCGGUUCGACCAGCGACCACUUCAGUAUUCCCGUGAACCGCGAUGAUGCCACACCGAAGCCGUUCCCUCCUCCAGAGGACACCGAGGUCAUCCCAUUAUCCAAGACUGUCUACCGUCAAAUGCCCCCCACCCUGCAGAAGAUGAGCAUAAUGGACAAGGUUGUUAUUAUCACUGGAGGUGCUCGGGGUCUUGGAAAUCACAUGGCCCGCGCUUGUGCUGAGGCUGGUGCUAAGGCUCUUGUUAUCUUCGAUGCGAACCAAGAACUGGGUGACGAAGCUGCUGCCGAGCUACACCAGAAGACCCAACUCCCCGUUUCCUUCUUCAAGGUCGACGUUCGCGACGGUGCCGCCAUCAAUGCUGCCGUCGACUCCGUUGUAGAGACCUACGGCGCCCCUGAUGUCCUAAUCAACAGUGCCGGUAUCGCUGAUUCCAACAUCAAGGCCGAGACCUACGACCCGGCCAUGUUCCGACGCCUAAUCGAUAUCAACCUAACUGGUUCGUUCUUGAUGAGCCAGUCGGUCGGGCGCGCGAUGAUGGCCGCUGGCAAGCCUGGAUCUAUUGUUCUUGUUGCUAGUAUGAGCGGUAGCAUCGUCAACUACCCGCAGGAGCAGUCUUGCUACAACGCAUCCAAGGCUGGUGUCAUCCAGUUCGGCAAGUCUUUAGCUGCCGAAUGGGCCAAGUACAACAUCCGUGUCAACUCCAUCUCUCCCGGUUACAUGGACACUGCGCUGAACCGCGUACCGGCUCUUGAGGCCCAAAAGAAGAUCUGGCGCUCUCUGACACCCCAGGCCCGCCUCGGUAACGUUGACGAGCUUAACGGCCUUUGCGUCUUCCUUGCUAGCGAUGCCAGCAGCUUUAUGACGGGCGCCAACGUUGCUAUCGACGGUGGUUACACUGUCCUAUAAGCCAUCAUUAACUAAAUGGUCUCAACCUGGUAUGUUGAGACAAGUUAUACGACAUGGCGUAUACGCGGAUAUCGCGGCUCUGGUCUUGUUUAGCUGGAGCCCGCUUGUUAUUCCCCAAUGGGCCGAAAACUUGGAGUUGGAGAGUAGACAAAUCCUGUCUCGUUGGGUGCGGGGGUU
Daldinia decipiens is the source of this 1776-nucleotide messenger RNA. RefSeq names its product NAD(P)-binding protein. Gene Ontology annotation, molecular function: oxidoreductase activity, acting on the CH-OH group of donors, NAD or NADP as acceptor. The coding region runs from base 496 to 1599 and encodes 367 amino acids. Lineage: Eukaryota; Fungi; Ascomycota; Sordariomycetes; Xylariales; Hypoxylaceae. The record is from RefSeq and is a predicted model, not a curated record. The transcript has 2 exons.